AUUUGCACAAAGAGAUACAAUGAUAAAAAAGGCAACAUCACUCUUCGUCGUUCUAAUAGUUGCUUUGCUCCUUUUGUCUCCUCUCUUCUCCAGACAAAUAGAAGCAAUAUCCACCAAACAAACAAAGCAUCGAAAGCUCGGAAAUGGAGAAGAAAAGGAAAUUAGGAAGAAUAAAUUGGUUAUCCAAAUAAAAGCGAAAGUGAAGCGAAGCUACUCCAGAAGGGGACCCCAAAAGAAGAAUCCUCCAAAGAAGCCACCGUGCAAGCCCCCGACUCAUCCUCAUUAAGGUUUUUUUUCCCGCGUGUUCGUAAUUAAACAACGAAAUGUUCGUAUGCAAAUGAGAUUUCAGUAAACACAAUGACGGAUAAGCUUGCACAAGGUGUGAGGAGUUCUCCUUCAGCUAUGUUAUAUGUUGAUUACAUAUCUUCGACUUGGUUUUUCGAUCCGGUGGUUUCUUAAUAGAAUAAUUCUCUUUGUUGUCAAAAAAAAAUAAAAGAGCUUGCAAUUAGUCAAUA
Molecule: messenger RNA, 515 nt
Organism: Brassica napus (rape)
Lineage: Eukaryota; Viridiplantae; Streptophyta; Magnoliopsida; Brassicales; Brassicaceae
Exons: 2
Coding region: 20-286 (88 amino acids)
Source: RefSeq, a predicted model, not a curated record